This is a messenger RNA of Cololabis saira (Pacific saury), 2049 nucleotides long. It is a transcript of the gene paox, whose product is annotated as polyamine oxidase. The transcript has 10 exons. Gene Ontology annotation, molecular function: polyamine oxidase activity. The record is from RefSeq and is a predicted model, not a curated record. The coding region runs from base 61 to 1569 and encodes 502 amino acids. Lineage: Eukaryota; Metazoa; Chordata; Actinopteri; Beloniformes; Belonidae.
UCCUUCGCGUUUGACGGAAGUAAGAAACUCUCACACCGUCGGUGUUGCUGUUUGUCAACUAUGUCGAGGAACUUGAACGCAAAGAUAGUUAUAAUAGGAAGCGGCAUAUCUGGGAUAGCGGCAGCGGACAGGCUCGUUAAAGCUGGAUAUAAUCAUGUGAGGAUACUUGAAGCGACUUCAAGAAGCGGAGGACGAAUCAAAACAGGCAAACUGGGUGAUAGUAUCGUUGAGAUCGGAGCAAACUGGAUCCAUGGGCCAUCCGAGGAGAACCCGAUAUUUUGUCUGGCUCGAAAGUAUGGGCUUUUGGAUCCAGAGGCCCUCACCCCAGAAAACCAAGCCAUCGAUAUCGGAGGACAUCCGCCUUGGACUUCCAAUGUGUUCAGCAGCUCAGGUCAGAAGCUGAAUGUGGAGGACUACUCUCCGGCUCUGGAGAUGUUUGCUGAGCUGCUGAAUGAAAGUGCAGAAUUUCAGAAUCAAAAAGGAGAACCGUGUGCCAGUGUGGGAGAUUUCAUACGUGCAGAGGUAAAGCAAAAAGCAGCAGAGAAAUGGAAAGACGUCGACCCAGCCACCAGGUCUUUGCAGCUGUGUGUGAUCAGUAACAUGUUGAAGGUGGAGUGCUGUGUUAAUGGGAGCCACAGCAUGGAUGAGGUGGGUCUUGGUGCCUUUGGGCAAUAUAAGACUCUACCUGGACUGGACUGUACAUUCCCACGAGGUUAUGAAGGUCUGAUCAAAAACUUGAUGUCAGAGCUCCCGGAUGGUUUAGUGACCUACAAUCGGCCUGUGCGGUGUGUUCACUGGAAUAACGCUUUGAAAGGAGAAAACCCAGUAACUGUUCAAUGUGAUGAUGGAGAGAAGAUCGUCGCUGAUCAUGUUAUCGUCACAGUGCCUUUAGGAUACUUAAAGAAGCACCAUUCGACCCUGUUCCAACCACCUCUCCCUCUACACAAACUGCACUCCAUCCACAGGCUCGGUUUUGGAACAAACAAUAAAAUUUUUGUGGAGUUUGAUGAACCGUGGUGGGAUCCUGACUGUGAAGUGAUUUAUCUGGUGUGGGAAGAUGAGGAGUCUAUGGUGGAUCAGGUGCCAGACGUACAGAGAUCCUGGAUAAAGAAGUUGUUUGGUUUCACUGUACUCAAACCCACUGAAAGGUAUGGCCACCUUCUGUGUGGCUGGAUUGCAGGACACGAGUCGGAGUACAUGGAAACGCUGUCUGAACAGGACGUCACACAUGACGUCACGCAACUCGUUCGCAGGUUCACAGGGAACCCUACCAUCACUCCACGGAGAACCCUGCGCUCCCAGUGGUUCCAUGACAUCUGGACAUGCGGCUCCUACAGCCACAUCGGAAAAGGCUGCUCAGAACAGGACCUGGACAACAUGAUGGAGCCACUCCCACCGAAGGGAUCACAGUCACAACCCCUGCAGGUUUUGUUCGCUGGGGAGGCGACUCAUCCUUGCUACUUCUCUACCGUCCAUGGAGCGCUUCUCACCGGAUUGAGAGAAGCUGACAGACUCAUCUCUCACUACUCCUCCGUUAAUCCAUCCAAGCUUCCCAUGUCAAAGCUUUAAAACAUCUAUGUGUCUGUGUCACGAAAGGAUGAAUCAUUUGAGAAAUGAGACUUCUGUUUGCGUAUGAUCAUUGAUAAACAUAUUACAAACAAACAAUGGAAUCCAAGCCAAUUUGGAUAAUUGAUUAGAAACUGCUCUGUAUUCAAAUAACUUGCUCAUGGUGUAAUGCUGCUGGGUUUAGGACAUGAUCUGCCAUAAAAUACAAAUGGACAUCACUUAUCAUCCAGGCCUUUUUUAAUGAAAUGCAUGGAAGAUACAUUUUCAUAUUUAAUAAUGUAUUAAAUAGGCACUUUUGUACACUUUCCAAAGAACACAAUUCCUGAUUAUACAUAACUAAUGUAAGUUAACAUUGACUUUGGGGUGUCUCUGUUUUAAUACUUACUGAAUUCUCAAUGCUUUCCUUUUUGCCACUUUGAUUUUUUUUAUUAAUUUUUUUAUUAAUGAAUUGUAAUUACUAGUGAAUAAAUGAUGCAUCUAUUG